Kalmanozyma brasiliensis GHG001 is the source of this 4107-nucleotide messenger RNA. Its product is annotated as Protein kinase domain protein. The record is from RefSeq and is a predicted model, not a curated record. The transcript has a single exon. Gene Ontology annotation, molecular function: calcium/calmodulin-dependent protein kinase activity; hydrolase activity; ATP binding. Gene Ontology annotation, biological process: cellular response to oxidative stress; protein phosphorylation. The coding region runs from base 1 to 4107 and encodes 1368 amino acids. Lineage: Eukaryota; Fungi; Basidiomycota; Ustilaginomycetes; Ustilaginales.
AUGGCCGAUAGCUCUGACACAUCUUCUCACUGUACCAUCACUCCCUCCGCCAACGCCCCUCCUUCCGCCAACUCAGCCGCACCCACUCGGAACGCUGCUCAAUCCUCCUCUUGCGAACAGCAGCAACCGGUUUCUCAUCCGACCUCGGCUUCUCCGCCACUUCAAGACGAAGCCAACGUCGAGCAUCAGCGUCAGCCAACUCAAGGCGCGCCUACCUCUCCACUCUCCCUACGAGGCAUCCACCAAUCUUUGGCAGCGCAUCUUCAGCAUCGCACUUCGCCACGUCGUGCCAACAGACUCGCAGCUACUGCAUCCUCAUCCGAGUCUCCCAACGAGUCCGAGUCAUCAGUUCACCCGAAACAACGUCUCACUGCUCUCUUUCAGCGCAAGAGCAUCAAAGGCAAAAACUUUCGCACCGAGAGCGCUGAUCCGACACCCGCUUCAUCCCGACCGCCUCAGAAGCUAGAACGCAUCGGCACCCACGCUGCAGGUCUCAUCACCGGCUCCCUUGAUUGCUCCACCUCAUCGAAGCGAGAUCACGUCAGAAUGGUCGGCUCUCAUCUUCACCACGCCUUCCGCUCCUGGUUUAAGGAGACCGAGAAGGACGGCACUCCUCUCCUCCCGGUACAGCUCUCCAAAAAGUACGACGUGCUGCCCACAGUGCUUGGUCAAGGCUCCUUUGCCGUGGUCAAAGCCGUCGUCGACAAAGUUACCGGCGAGCAACGCGCACUCAAGAUCAUCGCAAAGAAGCCAUUGAAGGACAGCAACGAGAAAAUGCUCAAGGAAGAGAUCACCAUCCUCGGCAAGGUAGAGCAUCCCAACAUCAUCAAGAUGUGGGACCUCUACGAGACCAGAGAAGGCGUCUUUAUCGUCACGGACCUAUGCAAAGGCGGCGAGCUCUUCGACCGACUCGUCGAAAAGGUGCACUACAACGAGCUCGACGCCCGUCACAUCAUGAAGCAGAUCCUCGAAGGCGUUGCGUACCUCCAUGAGCACGACAUCAUCCAUCGCGACUUGAAACCCGAGAACAUCCUCCUACGCGACAAGACGGAUCCAAGCGGCAUCGUCAUCUCCGACUUUGGUCUCUCACGCUUCAUCCCGGACGAGGGUCUUCUCAUGACGGCUUGCGGAUCGCCCCAGUACGUCUCUCCAGAGGUCCUGCUCGGCAAGGGCUACAACGCUGCCGUUGAUAUUUGGUCCAGUGGUGUCAUUGCGUACGCUCUUCUCGGCGGCUACACUCCUUUCUACGGCGAAGACCAGCCCUCUCUGUUCAAACAGAUCAUCAAGAUGGAGGUGCAAUUCGAGCCAGAGUACUGGUCCGAGGUGUCGGACACCGCCAAGGACUUCAUCCUCCGCUGUCUCUGUUCCGCAGAGGAGCGAAUGACCGCACGCGAGGCGCUUGCUCACCCGUGGCUCGCUAACCUGCCGCCACUGCACGAGGAGAGUGCAAAGGGCGCCUGCCUCAAAGACCGCACACUUCGCAAUCUCACUGCCAUGCGAAAACUCCGCAAAGCUGUCACGGCGGUCGAGGCCAUCAACCAUUUGCAGCGUCUCCACGCACUUCGCCAGCAGAAUGGCGACGCACUCCCUCAGAAGCAGCAGUCCCUCCUCAGCAUCGCAAGCUAUCUUCAGUCGUACAAGCGCGGCGACUCGCUCUUGCCGGAUCCGAUCGAUGGCGGUCACAGCGUCUCGGCACCUCCAGGAUCCUACGACCCUGUCAUCAUGUCGACAGAGCCUGCGGACAUGGACGUGGACAACGAGAAGCAACGCUCAAAGACGCGUCAAGAUUCCGCCAUGGCGCUGGACUUGACCGUCAUGAUGGUGCUCAUGCCCGAAAACGACUCCAAAUCCUCGUCGUCAUCCAACGCCGGCCAAGGCGGCCAGUCUGGUACCGCAGCAGUGGCAGAGGCCGCUGCCUCCACCAUUGAUCGCGGUGCUGAGUCUUCAUCGGCUCAAGGAUCUGGCAAGAAGGGCGAUGGAGACGUUCUUGCUGCCGGAGAGGAAAGCCCUUCCGCCGCAUCGACAGCCGACUCCGAGGCCACCGUCCGUCCUAAUGCCCCGCCGCCCACCGCUACUGCCAAUCAGCCUCGUCGUGCUAGCCGUAAUGUCAACAAAAAGGACAACGAGUCGACAAAGACACUGAAUUCGCUUCUGGACCAGUACAAGAAGACCGACGUUCCUGCCUCCGCACGUCUCAACCCCGCCGCCGAGAGGACGCAGCCCACCAAGAUCACCUUCACCAACGCUUGGCGCUACCUGCCUUUCCUGGUCCAACAAGGUGUUACCAUCGGUACCGCCGUUGCAUCGCACGCCAUCUACGGUCCAGCCAAGAAGUCGUGGGGUAUCGAGACGACCGUCUUCACUCGUGUCUUGCGCGACAUUGCCAGCUUCUCUGAGUUCGCCUCAAUUCAGGGACUGCAGGGCUUCUUCGACCUCGGUGCCUUCCUUCCAACUCCAAAGGACGGUCUCAUUACUCCUGUGACGUUCCGCGUCAAGAAGCGUGGGCUGCGUGGCUUCCUCGCCGAGGCGGAUGCGGCCGAGGAUGGCAAGCGAGAGAUCAGUGCAGAAUGGGUCGUAGGCAAACAGACCUGGCGCCGACUCCAGGCAGAGUGGCGCAGCGGCAAGCAGAAGAACAAGGAGCGCGUCAUCCUCUACAUCCACGGCGGCGCCUACUUCGUCAUGUCGGCUGCAACCCAUCGACCGCUCACCAUCUCGCUGUCCAAGUACACCGAGUGCCGCGUCUUUGGCAUCAACUACCGUCUUGCUCCCGACACCAAAUUUCCAGGUGCACUCCACGACUGCGUCGCAUCCUACUUCCGUCUCACCGAGGACCUUGGAAUUCCGCCUAGCAACAUCGUGCUCGGUGCCGACAGUGCUGGUGGUGGGUUGGCGCUAGCGCUGAUGUACUACCUCCGAGACAACAAGUACGAGCUUCCGAGUGGUGCCAUGCUCUUUAGCCCCUGGGUCGAUCUCACCAUGUCUUGCGAUUCUUGGGACACCAACGCCGAGUUCGACUAUCUGCCCAUGCCCAAGUCGGGUGAUCACAUGAACCCCGUCUGGGCUUACCUUGGAGAAAACAUCGACAAGUAUCUCACACAUCCGUACGCGUCUCCGCUGUUCGGAGACAUGCACGGCCUGCCUCCUCUGCUCAUUCAGUGCGGUGAUGCCGAGGUGCUGCGCGAUGAGGUGACCCUGCUCGCUCACAAGGCCUCUUUGUCAGGAGUCGCAGUGCGCCACGAGCUGUACGAGGACUGUGUCCACGUCUUCCAGGCGUUCCUGUUCCUCGAUGCCAGCCGAAAGGCGCUGCAGAGUGCUAGGCACUUUGUGCGUACCGCCCUCGACAAGAGAGGCAAGUCUCGCUCGGCAUCAACCUCCGCGCGUGCCGAGUCGGCCGUCAAGAAAGAGAUGACCAGCGCGACGAUGCAGACCUCGGAGGGCGACAAGGCCGAUCCUGCAACUGGCGAAGCUUCGGGCAAGGCGCCUGCAUCCUCCAGCGCCAAGGGCAAAGAGACGAUGACGCCCAGCACGUCGUCAAACACGGUCGAUGGCGGGAUCAACGAGAUCGCCACUUUGCCACACCAGCAGUCGGAUGGUGACGUCGAAGCAGAUGAUUCCGACGACGCUGAUGCAGCAGCCUUGCCAUCUGGCGAGGAGGACUGGGAUCUCGAAGGUCGAGCUUCAGGGGAAGAGAGCCGAGCUCUUGGUGGAGAGGCCGAGUCCAAAGCCGCGAGUAUCCCCGCCAAGAUUGCUCAGAAAGCGCUCGGCACUGACGACAAGGCAGCCACCGAAGCCACAAACAAGGGCGUCAAGCAAGAAGCGCAGAAGGAAAAGCAAGCCGCUUCGAGCUCGUCAGGUCGCGAGUCGUCGUUCCCUCAGAUGACGAUCGAGGAGGCUCGCCUGCGCGGUCAGGCGGGCAUGCAGCAGCAGCACUCGUCGGACGCUCCCGCCCUGAGCAAGUUCCACGCGCCGGCCAAGCCUCUGACGCCCAAGAUGCGACGCACCGGCAGCGGCAAGGAGCUCUCGACACUGCUCAAAUCGUUUGAGGAGAGCAACAAGAGCGGCGGCAUGGGUCUCAAGACCAACGUGUACACCCCCGGCAGCUCCUGA